CGUACCUGAUGGAGGGUUUUGGGCCAGUGCUGGCAUACCUAUAUUCCUGGAGCACGAUCAUCGUUUUAAAGCCUUCGUCAUUUGCCAUCAUCGCCCUGAGUUGUGCCGAAUACGCCUCCACACCGUUUUACCCAGAGUGCACUCCUCCUCAAGUGGUCACCAAGUGCCUGGCUGCAGCUUGUAUCUUAAUAAUUACAGUCGUCAACUGUCUGAGUGUGAAGCUGGCGUACAGAGUGCAGAACUUUUUCACAGCAGCCAAACUCUUGAUUAUUGUCAUCAUUGUGGUUUCAGGCAUCGUUCUGCUGGCUCAAGGCAAUACACAGAAUCUUAGAGACCCAUUUGCAGGGGCAACAACAUCAUUUGGAGCAAUUGGCCUUGCGUUUUACAAUGGACUAUGGGCUUAUGAUGGAUGGUAAAGUAUUGAUGAGCUCAUAUAAUGUUGCACAUGUGGCAUAUGAGGCUAAUG
Molecule: messenger RNA, 466 nt
Organism: Sinocyclocheilus rhinocerous
Lineage: Eukaryota; Metazoa; Chordata; Actinopteri; Cypriniformes; Cyprinidae
Product: b(0,+)-type amino acid transporter 1-like
Exons: 3
Coding region: 9-416 (135 amino acids)
Biological process (GO): amino acid transmembrane transport
Cellular component (GO): membrane
Molecular function (GO): L-amino acid transmembrane transporter activity
Source: RefSeq, a predicted model, not a curated record